AUGGCUUCUAAAGCGACAAGACUGCCAGAACUGACGCGCACCGCCCGCAGUGAGCAAAAGAUUGACCGGAUAGAAACCAGCCUGGGCAGCAUCGAGCGGCUGCUCAAGCGUCGCGAGAGCCAGCGCUCGCCCGGCAACCAUGGCAUCGGCGGCGGCGGCGGCAGCGUCGCCUCGCCCAACACGAGCGUUACAAUCUCCGACUCGUCGGCCAUCAACACGCCCGCCAACAUUGACUUGACCGAGCCCGAGCCCGACCAGGGCCUCAACGUCCAGACCGACAUCACCGUCGCGCUGCUCAAGCAGGCCGUCCGCAGCACCACCCUCUACGGCGUCGACGCCAAGAUGGGCGCCGCCCUCGGCAGCCUCUACGACUUGCUCGGCAAGCGCCACCUCCAGAAUCCCGCCGGCACCGACAGUGGCGAGACCCUGGCGUCGCCGUUUCCAAUGCAGAAACCCGUGCCGCCCGGCGGCGUCGGCAAGCUGGAGAUGCCGCCGCUGCAGGUGGCGCUCACUGCGCUUGACAGACUAACUUGUGACCCCCCAACGCUGAUUAUGAUGCUUGUAGCCUCGAUAGGUUUGGAUGACGUUGCCGAGGUCAUAAAGCGAGAAUACGAGCAUCUCGAUAACAUAUCUAGCAUCAAAUUCGUCCUCAUUAGCUCAUUGUUAUACUACGUCUUUGAAGAAAUGAGCAUGCUGGGCGUCUCGCCGGAGUUGCUCGCGGAAUACAAAGCCCAUGCCGAGCUCUGCCGAGCAAACGUUGAUACCGGCUUGGCCAACCUGCCGCUGCUGUUAUCAUCGACGGCGGAAAACGUGCAAGCGCUCUUAUUAGGAACAUUUGUCUCUAUUGACGAGUCGCGACCGGCCGUGGCAUGGCAGCUGUGCACCACGGCCGCGCAGCUGUGCAUCGCCGCCGGCUUCCACAGCGUGGCGGCGUCGGCGCACAAGUCCGCCGACGCGGUGCGACUCGAGCGCAUCCUCUUCUGGAACGUCUACAUUAUCGACAAGGCGCUGUGCCUGCGGCUCAACCGCGGCUCCUGCAUCCCCGAGUACGACAUUGACAUUCCGCCCGAGUUUAGCUUCCGCUACACCGCGGCCGACACGCAUUGCAUGACCAAGUUUUGGGUGCGCGCCAGCGUCGCGCAGGGCCGCAUCUACGAGCGGCUGUACUCGCCCAAGGGCCGCGCCGCGCCGCCCGCCGUGCGCGUCGCCGACGCGAUGGAGCUGGCCGCCGAGUGCCGCCACCUGCUGCGCGAGGCCGAGACGCACCAGGAGCAGUAUCCGGACAAUGAGGACGCGCCGAUCCUGACGGAGAUUUUUCGCAUCGGCGAGGAGAUUCAGCUGUCGGUCAACCUGACGCUCGUGUACCAGGCCGUGUCGGCGCUCGACGGCCAGGACCUGUUUAAGAAUGAGUGCGUCGAGGCGGCGCGCAGGGCGAUGCGCACGCACAAGCGCUCGAUGCACCUGAUGCGCAUGGGGCCGUACGCCAGGUCGAGCUAUAUUAAUUGGACGAUUCUCCACACGCCGUUUGCGCCCUUUUUCGUUAUUCUCCGCCACGUUCUCGAGACGCUGUCCAUCGACGACCUCGUGCUCCUGCAAGAGUUUAUCGAGUCGCUCAGCCACGCGCUCGACGUCUCGAAGCGCCUGAAGCGCUUCCACCAGCUGUGCCACGUCAUGUGCGAGGUCGCCGGCCUCUUUGUCGGCGUCAAGCUCAAGCUCAACAACAGCAGCGUCACUGUGCCCGAGAUGCCGCAGGCGCUCGACAACGUCAACGAUUUGCUGCAGCAGCAGUUUACCAUUGGCGUGCAGCAGCAGCAGCAGCAGCAGCAGCAGCAACCGCCGCCGCAGGCGCAGGGCUACCCGCAGGCGCUGGAGAAGCAGCAGAUGCUGGAAGCGGGGACGAGCAGCGGCGGCGGCGGUGGUGGUGGCUUUCAGCAGCAGGGCCUGGGGACCGUGCUGCCGCUGACGGAGGAGGUGACGGGGACGGGAACGGACGCGUCGUUGUCAGCGCUGCCGGAAGACUGGGACCCGGCGGUGCUGGGAACAAUGGACUGGACGGCGGGGUAUGAGAAUAUAUUAAACCUGAUGCAGGACGAGCUGCAGAUUCUGGAAAAUUACCCCAACGCGGGGCUGUUUUAG
Messenger RNA from Beauveria bassiana ARSEF 2860, 2136 nucleotides. Its product is annotated as fungal specific transcription factor. The transcript has 4 exons. Bases 1 to 2136 code for a protein of 711 amino acids. Lineage: Eukaryota; Fungi; Ascomycota; Sordariomycetes; Hypocreales; Cordycipitaceae. Gene Ontology annotation, biological process: DNA-templated transcription. The record is from RefSeq and is a predicted model, not a curated record. Gene Ontology annotation, molecular function: zinc ion binding; DNA binding.